AUGUCUGUCCGGGCUAAACAUCUCUUUUGUCUAAUUAAAAAGUUUUUAGAGAAAAAUGAAGGUGCUGAACCCAUACAAAAAGAAAAGAAAGACAGGUUAAAGCAACAAUUUGAUGCUGAAUUUGACAGUACAAAUGCAAAGUAUAAUGAAAUGAAGGAGGAAUAUGAAAAACAAUCUAAAUUAAACAAAGCAGCUUUUGAAGAUUUGGAUGAAACAAAAAGAGCAGAAUUGGAAGGUUUUCGGCCUGGUUUGUAUGUAAAAAUUGAAAUUGAUAAUAUUCCUGCAUCAUUUAUUGAGUGUAUGGACCCGCGUUUUCCGUAUAUUAUUGGUGGUCUUUUGCCUGGAGAACAAAAUAAUGGUUAUGUUAAAGUUCGAAUUAAAAAACAUCGUUGGUAUGACCGUUUACUCAAAUCUAGAGACCCUUUAAUUAUUUCUUGUGGAUGGAGAAGAUUUCAAACAAUGGUUAUUUAUUCUGUUCUAGAUCAUGACCACAGAGAAAGAUUUUUUAAAUAUACGCCAAAAGAAGCUUUUUGUCAUGGAGUUUUUUGGGCACCUUUUGUGGCACAAAAUACUGGAUUUUUGGGGUUACAAUCUGUUGAUGAGGAAGUGAAAUCAUUUCGCAUUGCGGCAACAGGUGUUGUACUUGGUGUAGAUAAAUCAACACAAAUUGUUAAAAAGUUAAAAUUAGUUGGACAACCACUAGAAAUAUAUAAAAAGACUGCUUUUAUUAAAGGAAUGUUUAAUAGUGCAUUAGAAGUUGCAAGAUUUCAAGGAGCUGCAAUUCGUACAGUUAGUGGAAUACGUGGAAUAGUUAAAAAGGCUAUUAAGACACCUGAUGGAGCUUUUAGAGCUUCUUUUGAAGACAAAAUUGCGGGGAAUGGUUAAUUUUAAAUAAUUUUUUAUAAUUUUUUUUGAGUUGUUUAUGCUCUAUUUUAAAGGGGAAAGGGUCUAUUUUUGUGAGAAAAUGAUUGUGUUUUAUAAGACAGACCAGGGAUGGAUCGGGUUGAGAAAAAAUGUCGUGUAACGGUUCGAAUCGGGUUUUUAAAGUUUUCUCUGGGGAUUUCUUUCGGAUCGAAGAAAUCCGGGCUCUAAAUUUGACAAAAGAUGUAAUUGCAUUUAUUUUCUUUU
Meloidogyne enterolobii is the source of this 1128-nucleotide messenger RNA. The record is from the annotation of a GenBank genome assembly. Lineage: Eukaryota; Metazoa; Nematoda; Chromadorea; Rhabditida; Meloidogynidae.